Messenger RNA from Gadus macrocephalus (Pacific cod), 1994 nucleotides. RefSeq names its product PHD finger protein 10 (gene phf10). NCBI's taxonomy places the organism in Eukaryota, Metazoa, Chordata, Actinopteri, Gadiformes, Gadidae. The record is from RefSeq and is a predicted model, not a curated record. The coding region runs from base 84 to 1553 and encodes 489 amino acids. Gene Ontology annotation, cellular component: npBAF complex. The transcript has 12 exons.
UAUACAUAUAAAUUGAACUCGACACGCCCACAAGCCGCCCGCAAGUACCCUCUGGUCGGCAUCUCGUCACAUCAGAUUCAAACAUGGCCACUGUGCUGCCCGUCAGACCGUCCUGUGAUAGCAGCCCUGCAACUCCAGGAGUGCCAUGUAUCAAGGAGGAUGUUAUUGAGGAGGUGUCCAAUGAUGGAAGCCAACCACCCAAAAGGAGAAGAAUGGGUUCUGGGGAUAGCUCCAGAAGCUGUGACACCUCCAGCCAGGAGCCUGGACCCACAUAUUUUCCAGCAGAGAACCUGACAGAGUACAAGUGGCCUGCAGACGACAUGGGGGAGUACUACAUGCUCCAGGAGCAGGUCAGCGAGUACCUGGGGGUCACGUCGUUCAAGAGGAAGUACCCCGACCUGGAGAGGAGAGACUUGUCCCACAAAGAAAAGCUUUGCCUGCGAGAACAGAAUGUCAUCACUGAGACGCAGUGCACCUUGGGUCUAACCGCACUUCGUAGCGACGAGGUGAUAGACCUGAUGAUCAAGGAGUACCCCAUCAAACACUCAGAGUAUUCCGUUAUUCUGCAGGAGAGAGAGAGGCAGCGGAUAGCCAAAGAGUACUCUCAAAUGCAGCAGCAGAAUCCCCAGAAGGUGGAAGCCAGCAAGGUCCCGGAGUACAUUAAGAAGGCAGCCAAGAAGGCAGCCGAGUUCAACAGCAACUUCAACAGGGAGCGCAUGGAGGAGAGAAGAGCCUACUUUGACCUCCAAACACAUGUCAUCCAGGUGCCCCAGGGAAGGUUCAAGGUGUUGGCCCCAGAGCUCACCAGGGCUGGGCCCUAUCCUGUGGCCCUCAUUCCCGGCCAGUUUCAGGAAUACUACAAGAGGUACUCUCCCAACGAGCUGCGGUACCUGCCGCUGAACACGGCGCUUUUCGAACCUCCCCUGGACCCGGAACUCCCGGCUCUGGACUCAGAACCUGAUUCAGAUGACGCUGAAGACGGCAAAGAUGUCAAGAAGAACAAGAAUGCAUCCGACAGUUCUUCGGGCAACACCUCCGACGUGGAGAGUCAGGAGGGAGGAGCAGCGCCGGCACACAAGGGCAAGGGCAAGGACCGGACCACCACACCGGGCAAGGAGGGGACCCCGCGGCACCCCCACAAAGCGUCCGCGACCACGCCCGUGUACAAGCCUAAGGUCAUUCCCAAUGCUAUUUGUGGCAUUUGCCAGAAGGGUAAAGAGGCCAACAAGAGAGGCAAGCCAGAGGCUCUCAUUCACUGCUCCCAAUGUGAUAACAGCGGUCACCCGUCGUGCCUGGACAUGAGCGAGGACCUGGUGUGCGUCAUCCACACAUACCGCUGGCAGUGCAUGGAGUGCAAGACGUGCACUGUGUGCCAGCAGCCCCACCACGAGGACGAGAUGAUGUUCUGCGACCAGUGCGACCGAGGAUACCACACGUUCUGCGUGGGCAUGAACGCCAUACCGCUGGGUCUCUGGGUGUGCAAGCUAUGUGAGAAAAACCCCAUCACACCGAAGAAGAAGGGAGGACCCAAAACGCCCAAGAAGUCCAAAUGAUGGAGAGAACGGAACGCCAGCGUAUUGGAGCCUGGUUAUGUUUGUGACACACUGUCAGAGAGCGUCCCCUGGCGAUUCUCCUCACUAUUAUUAGUCUACCAAUCAGAGAGGUGUUUGCAUUUAAAAAUAAAGGCAAUAUUUUGUACUUGUUGCUUACUCUGCUAUAACGACUUGACUUGAUAUAUGUUUUGGUGCUAAAUUUGUCUUGGUAACUUUUACAUAUUUUUGAUAAAAUAUUUUACAUACAAAAUGACACAGGUCUACACUUUUUUUUUUCCUUUUUCAUGGCGCUGAAAAUAUCCUGUUUAAGCCAUAGACAGUAAAGGGUCAGCCCUGUGUCAGCCAGCUGAUGUGCAUCCAUAUAUGCAGACACUACUUGCAUGAAUCUAGUGUCCUGUAGAGCUUAGCCAAAUGUACACAUUAAACAACUUUUGCUCAUUA